GUUCAACGCAAGCUUCGACGUAAAAACACUAGCUGUGUGGCUACUGUAUGGUGGCUCCAGAGAAAACAGCCAUUGUUUUAAACAUUUUUGUUUUAGAUUUAACAACUUGAAUUUCUUCGGGGGGAAGCGACGAGAAAAGUCAUCGGGACAUGGCGGUGUAUUUCGAUCACCGUAUCAGGGCCCCUGAAAACAGCGGUCCGCCGUGCCAAUUGUCCUGGCACAUUGCUGUACCUGUACUGGCUGUAACUUCGAGCAGCACCACCACUGGAGGCAGCGUAGACCUCUACCUUCAACAGGGAGAGUAUGUGGAGAGCUGCCAUGUAGAACGUCCUCAUCAACCCUCAGCGCUGCGCUGGCACCCCACAAAGCCAGUGCUGGCGCUUGGCUGGGAGAACGGGGAGGUACUGCUCCUGACACACCCCUCUGGAGAUCGAACCAUUCUUCCGAGUGCACAUGCGGCCUGCAUCACAUUGCUGGAGUGGAGCAGCUCUGGCAGCCGUUUGGUAACUGGAGACCAGACUGGAGUGCUAGCAGUAUGGAAACUGGAUGCCAGAGGGAGACUCCAAGGAAACUAUUUAGUGAAGCAUGAAUACAACAAACCCUUAACUUGUUGCGUCUUCAGACCGGCCUUACCUGGGGAUGAUGUGGCAUCACUCGCCCGGGCAUCAGUGCGUGGAGAUGAACGUGCUCUGGACAUGUUCAGCUGGAAGGGAGCACCUCUCAGAAUCGGCCCCCAAGAAGGACUUGUGUUCUAUGUCAGUGCCAGUGAUGGUAAGGUUUAUAGCGUGGAUGAGCAGGGUAAGUCAAGCGUGCUUCUCAGUGUGGAUGCAUCCAUCCAGAAACUCAUGUACCUUGAGAAGAGAGACGUUCUCGCCGUGGUGACAGACACUAUGACGCUGAGGCAGUACACAGUCAGACCUGAGGAGGGAGCCCAGGAAUUUAUGAAUGUUAAAUUAAGCAGUAAGUCUGGGCAGAAUGUAGACAUCGUCUGGACAGAGAUCGGCCUCAUCACAGUAACGGGGGAACAGUUCAUCCGACUAUGGGACCUGGAGAGAGAUGAGAAUGAUGUUUUGUCUCUUGAUGAGACACGUGGGUUUGAGAGAACAGAGGUGAUCAACUGUGUUUCAUACUGUGCUGGAAAAGAAAUCCUGGCAGCAGGAACCAGCCUUGGGCGGAUAGCAAUGUGGCGUUUGGUGGUUCAGCCCAGCAGCAGCAGAGAUACCAACAAUCAGUGGAAACUACAGACGCCUACUGAAAUAAAGGGCAGUGUCACUCAGCUACAGUGGGGCUCCAGCCUGAAUUUACUUGCUGCCAACAACUCAAACACGGUCUUAAUCCUGUCUGAAUAUAUGAUGUCAGCUCACUUCAGCCAGCAGGUGGCAGCGAUGCAGCUCGGCCCAUCCCAGCUCAGGAUCACUGAGUUCACCUCAGGGCUGCACCUUGAUCUGCAGUCUGACAUGCACAUCAGAGGAGUCUGUGUUACCAAGGACUUGGUGACCGUGUGGAGCGGCGCCCAGAUCAGUGUGUAUGAGCUGUCAGCAACAGGUCUCCGCAGCACAGGAUCAUUUCCAUGUGACACCCAGGUGUUAGCUGUUCAUGGAGAGAAUCUCUAUACUGUGGAACCUAACAGGGUCCAGAUCCGCACUCCCCAGGGCACAGUGAAGCAGCUGCUAACCUUCUCCAAGACAGAGGGGAACCCUGUCCUACUCAGCGUGUGUCAGUCUUACCUGGCGGUCGGCACGGACACGGCACACAUCAGAGUCUUUGACCUCUCCCGAAGAGACGCCAAAGCUCACUGUAGUUCGAAGAACUUAGCUGAACACAUCACCAAUCUGGGAGCCCUGAGGUCAGUCAAGUGUAACGCCAGCGGUAGCCAAGUCAGCAUCCUAAUCUCUCAGGUGACUGGGAGACCUGAUCACAAAGUUUACUUCUAUGAUGCUGAGAUGGACACAGUGACGUACUUUGACUUCUUCACUGGCAGACCACACAGUGGUAUAUCGCUGCCAGAAGAUGGUGAUGGGCAGCAGUUUGAGGCGGCAAAGAUGAGUGGUCGCUGUCCGGUGUCUCAUUUCUGGGAUGAAAAUGAACCUCGCCUUUUUGUUUGCGAGACAGUGCCAAUCAGCUCUGAAUCCACAUCAGUGAAUCAUGUUGAUCUGGUGGACGUGUCUGUAGUGACGGUCUUCUGCACUCAGGAGAACGGGCUUCUCAUACAGGAUUGCUACUCCAAACCCGCAGGUCUGCAAGCCCUCCUUGCUGUGGAUGUGCCCUACUAUUACUUCAGCUGCAAGCCGAGUGAAAACGAUCCUGCAUUUGCAGAGGGUCCAGCACUUACAUCAGCCUCCUCUCACAACAACAUUCCACCAAGAGGUCCUUCAGGUACUGCAGCCCAGUCCACCACUCAUAUGGUGUCUAGACGCCCCUUCAGGGACUUUGUGGGUCUGGAGAACUGUGAGAAAGCUAUCCGUGAUGCUAUGCUCAACUUCAGCUUCUACCUGGCCAUCAGUGACAUGGACGAAGCCUUCAAGUCUCUCAAGCUCAUCAAGAGUAAAGCAGUAUGGGAAAAUAUGGCACGGAUGUGCGUGAAAACCCAUCGUCUGGACGUGGCGCGAGUGUGUUUUGGGAAUAUGGGAAAUGCCAGAGCGGCAAAAGCACUGAGGGAGGCAGAGGCGGAGCCUGAACCGGAAGCACGGGUGGCCAUCUUGGCCACUCACCUUGGUAUGCUGGAUGAUGCGGAAAAGUUGUACAAAUCGUGUCAACGCUAUGACCUCCUCAACAAUUUCUACCAGGCGUCUGACCAAUGGCAGAAAGCCUUGGAGACGGCUGAGAACCAUGAUCGUAUCCACUUGCGAAGCACCUACUAUAAAUACGCCAGAUAUUUGGAGUCUUUUGAUGACAGAUCCCUGGCCCUCGCAUAUUAUGAGAAGUCAGACACCCACAGGGUUGAAGUGCCCAGAAUGCUUCAGGAUAACACAUUCUCUCUUGAGAUUUAUGUUAACAAAAUGAAAGACAAGAGUGUCUAUAAGUGGUGGGCGCAGUACUUGGAAAGCCAGUCAGACAUGGAAUCAGCUCUGCAUUAUUACGAGUGUGCACAGGAUUACCUCUCCCUUGUUCGGAUCCACUGCUACAUGAAGAAUAUUGACAAGGCAUCCGAGAUUGCCAACAGUACAGGCGACAGGGCAGCAUCUUACCACCUGGCCAGACACUACGAGAGUCAUGAUGACGUCAAACAAGCAGUCCACUUUUACACACGAGCCCAGGCCUACAAUAACGCUAUACGACUCUGUAAGGAGCACAGUUUGGAUGACCAGUUGAUGAACUUGGCUCUGCUCAGUAACCCAGAAGACAUGAUGGAAGCUGCCUGUUACUACGAAGAGAAAGGCACCCAUAUGGAUCGCGCCGUUGCACUCUACCACAAGGCUGGUUACGUCUCCAAAGCUCUGGAGUUGGCUUUUGCAACCCAGCAGUUUUCCACACUCCAGGUGAUGGCAGAUGACCUAAAUAAGAACUCUGACCCCGCCCUCUUGAAACGCUGCUCCGACUUCUUCAUUGAACAUGCAAAGUAUGAGAAGGCUGUGGAUCUCCUGGUUGCAGCCAAGAAGUAUGUGGAAGCCCUGGAGGUUUGUGUGGCUGAAAACCUGACCAUCACCGAGAACCUGGCAGAAAGAAUGACCAUCACUGACUCUAAAGAGCUGUCGGAAGAGGCCUGCAAGGAGCUGCUGGAGAGAAUAGCCGACUGUUGCAUGCGUCAGGGCAAUUACCACCUCGCCACCAAGAAAUACACACAGGCGGGCAACAAGCCCAAGGCAAUGAGGGCACUGCUGAAGUCAGGGGACACAGAGAAAAUAAUAUUCUUUGCAGGUGUUAGUCGUCAGAAGGAGCUUUUCAUCAUGGCUGCCAACUACCUACAGUCUCUGGACUGGCGGAGUGACCCAGAGAUUUUGAAGCAUAUUGUUGGGUUCUAUACUAAAGGCAGAGCACUGGAUCUGCUUUCUGGCUUCUAUGAAGCUUGUGCUCAGGUGGAAAUUGAUGAUUGUCAGAACUAUGAGAAUGCUCUUAAAGCUUUGACUGAGGCUCUGACAUGCCUCUCCAAAGUAAAGGAAUCUUCCUCUGGAAAACUGCAAGUAAGACGAGCAGAUCUGCAACACAAGAUCACCCUCAUUGGGAAGUUUGUGCAGGCGCGCAGGCUGUAUGAAGAGGAACCUGAUGAGGCGGUGCGGUUAUGUGAAUCCCUGCUGAAGGAGCCAGAGUUGGACCCUGUUGUUCGGAUCGGAGAUGUAUUUGGUUUCUUGGUGGAGCAUCACUGUCAGCAAGGCAACUUUGAUGUGGCCUACUAUAAGCUGGAGGAGCUCCAGAAGCUGUUGCCCUCACAGAAUGUACAGUACUUUAUAAGUCAGGCCAGCCUAGAGGCCCUGCAGAAGACAAUGGGCGUGCCCAUAUUGAGCUGUGGUGAUGCAAAGGAAAUUGGGAAGGAUGACAAUGAAGAGGAGGAGGACUUCAAUUUUAGCCCACAUUAAUGAUUGUGGUCACAUUAAACCACAGAAAACCAGAUUGUAUGGCCACAAACACCAUUUGGACUUGAACAAAACACAAUGGAAGAAUGAGUCAGUGCUCAAUCUUAGUCACAUUAGUCAGAUGUAUACAGUAAUCUGUUGUAAUGAGUUGGUAUAAAAUGAUAGCACAGUGGAGGAUACAGGUAUAAAACUGAGAUUGAGGCCCAUCAAAGAUACAAGAGGCUCAGUGAGAAUUGGAGAAGCAGCUGACUAGAAUGUCAACUCCAGUCAUCAGGUUUUGCUAUGUUCAGGUCCUUGCCUUUGAUUGGAAUUUUGUGGUGAUUUGUAAAACUAAACAUUUUUGAAAAGUGCAUGCAAUAUCCAAUCAGAAAAGAAAUGCUUCCAUUUUUUUCCCAGAAGCCACCAUAGCACUCAUUUUGGAUUAGUAAAAAUGGCAGCUUAAAAUUGGAAUUUUUCCAAUGUCUUGCCUUUGAGAUGAUGUAGGACAUUUUUUAAUCCAUGUUUACAACAUCAAGAAAUCCAGUGGUGGUAAUUACAAAAAUGCAUAUGUGGGCAAAGUUCUAUUUCUAAGAACCUAUCCAGUGCAUGCACUUUCCAAAAAUGUGUAGUUUUCCUAAGCCUGACAAAAUUCCAGUUAAAUUACAUGACAAAUCUGUCAGUCUAUAAAACUUAACUAACGCCCGCUGACUGUGAAUCAGGACUGAAAUGAAGAAUUCAACACUCGUGGCUCCUGAAUGUUGAACUGUUAACAUCUUAAUGGAUAUUUUCAUACAGAUUUACAACAGAAUAUUUUUUGCUACAGCUUUAUUUCAAAACAUGAGACUGGUAGAGGACUGUGAUUUAGAGAUUCAACUCAAGUUUAAAUCCAGUCCACGUGUCCUACCAUGUCUGCGAAAGGAACCAUUUUUCUAAACAGAUUUAAUUGAGCUCUACUUUAAUUUCUAGAUGAGUUUGUUUUACAGCAGAUCGCCUUUUGAAGACUGUUGAUGGUCAACAGACUGUUGCCUUAAUGGAAUUGAAUGUUUUAAAAAAAAAGGCUAAUUUUGUAUAUUCUGUCGUUAUUUAGCUGAUGUAUUUAUUUAUGUCAUUUCAUUGGCAAACCCUGUA
Messenger RNA from Thalassophryne amazonica, 5618 nucleotides. It is a transcript of the gene ift140, whose product is annotated as intraflagellar transport 140 homolog (Chlamydomonas). Bases 150 to 4514 code for a protein of 1454 amino acids. The transcript is spliced from 30 exons. Gene Ontology annotation, cellular component: ciliary basal body; axoneme; intraciliary transport particle A. The record is from RefSeq and is a predicted model, not a curated record. Gene Ontology annotation, biological process: intraciliary retrograde transport. Gene Ontology annotation, molecular function: protein binding. NCBI's taxonomy places the organism in Eukaryota, Metazoa, Chordata, Actinopteri, Batrachoidiformes, Batrachoididae.